This is a messenger RNA of Pollicipes pollicipes, 2381 nucleotides long. RefSeq lists its product as uncharacterized. Lineage: Eukaryota; Metazoa; Arthropoda; Thecostraca; Pollicipedomorpha; Pollicipedidae. Gene Ontology annotation, molecular function: zinc ion binding; metalloendopeptidase activity. Gene Ontology annotation, biological process: proteolysis. The coding region runs from base 119 to 2047 and encodes 642 amino acids. The transcript has a single exon. The record is from RefSeq and is a predicted model, not a curated record.
UGCAUGAUCAAUUACAUUUGAUUACUGCAGGAUUUCACUGCAAAGACCUGAGACUAGAUUACCGCAGCCAACUAAACAGUCAGCUAACUAUUUCAUUUUCGCCUUACUGGACUACGACAUGUGUUCACUCUCAUCCAUAGCAAAUUUUAUGUUGCUGUUACAGCUUCCAUUUCGUACCACGACAUCGGAGUACUCUAAUGUAAUGAAACCCUGGCAGAUCGGCUCCAUCACUGCGUCGCUCAAGGGACAACACGCCGCAAACUUGACCCACAAUGAGAUAGCUGCCACUCUACGAGCACGAGGCUACAAAGUGAUGGAGUUUAAAGGUGAGCCGCCACUGGUAAUGAUUGCAGACACUGCGUACUUGCCCGAGCAGGUAAUGCCUGAGCUGUCAGACGGCCGAGCCUCUGGUAUCAUCUCAGGCAAGAAGAUAUGGGUAGAUGAAAAAGGCGUGGCUCAGUGCUGGUAUUUUUUUGACACCGAGUCACAAGCCGACAAGAAGAUAUUCAAGGACGCGGUAAAGACGUGGAGUGACAAAAGCUGCAUCAAGUUCAACAAGAUUCCAGACGGCCCAUGCACACAGAAAGUCGGGCACGGCGCCAUCUGCGUAGGAAACUACGGCGGUUGCUUUUCUUUUGUAGGCAACACCUACCAGGAGGGAGGGACACCACAGAAGAUGUCCGUUCAGCCCAAUGCCUGCGAAAUGGUGGCCGCGGCACACGAGUUCGGCCACGCGCUGGGCAACCAGCACCAGCAGAGCCGUCCAGACCGAGACAAAUUCAUGUUCGUCAACAACGAGAACUUUGAGGUGUCGGUGGACAAUAGCAAGCGGGGCGAUGCCUUGUCGCAAACCUGGGCACAGGGUGGCCGCUGCGCCAAAGAUCAGGUGGUCGACCUGCCGGUGCCUUACGACUACAUGUCUCUGAUGCAGUACGCCACGACGGCUUUUGCCGAUGACGAUCUCCGGCCCAUUUUUGUGUCCACCGACGGGCACUACCAGUACAUGCUCGAUUACCACCGCAACGCGGGUAUGGCGCAGUCGCAUUACGACAUGUACGCCCUGAACACGGUGUACGGAUGCGGCAAACUCUGGGCUGCGCAAUGUAAAACUAUCGGAAAACAUGUGCCAAAGUGUAAAAACUUGGGUUACUUGACUAAGGACUGCACGUGCCAAUGCCCGAAGGAAUACAAGGGUGAAACCUGCAACAAGAAAGCAGGGCCUACAUUCCCCCUUCUAUCGAAAGCAAAAGUGAUGAUCGAUGUGAAAGAGUCCCAGAAAAUUGAUCUGGGAACUAAGAAGUUUGUGCCGGACAAGGGUGAUGCAGUAUUGGACGACUUCAAAAAUUUUCAGUUCUUCACGGUGAUAGCUGACGGUGACCCUAAGACGCAAGUGUCAAUAAACAUAAAACAGAGCGCGCACAAGAGCGCGGGCUUUCUUAGUGCACAAAGCGCCGCCUUCCUCUUAAGAGCCUUCGAUCAACAAGAUUGCAAGAUUAAUCUGUUCUGGGGCCUUUCGAAAAAGGGCCAGCUGAGGACCGAGUGCAUAUCAACCGUGGCCAACAACGAACCUGACGGACCCAUGUUUAGCAGCAGGAGCAGCCACCUGGACAUGAUUUACCACAGUAGCAUUGGCUCCAGCCUCACCGACCCCAAGAUCACCAUCGCCUUGAUGCAGCUACAGCUGGACGUCGUCUUUGCCCCCAAGCCUGACAAAGUGCUCGCGGUGAAGAAAGCGCCCAGUGGCGGCAGCGACGGUGGUAACAGCGGCGACGGCAACAACACUGCCCCGGGCGCGUCCAGCAUGACGGGAAAGACUGCCGGCGUCGGUCUGGGAGUGGGUCUGACACUGCUGGUGCUUCUCCUCGCUGCUGGCGGCGUAGCGGCCUACAUAUUCAAGAGGAAGCAGCAGCUGGCAUCGGGUGCAAGCCCGGACACCGCAGCUGGUGGCGAUGGAAACAAAGCUGGCAACGACGCCGACUCUGGCUCCUCCUCCUCCUCCUCCUACCAUACCGACUCCGCCUCCGACCACGCCGACAGUGCCGAAUAGUGGCGGUGAAGGAAGGUCGGCUGACGCCGGCCUCGCAGCCGCGAGAGGCGCCGCUGCACGCUCCGUGAGCCCUGCGCCCGUUGUCCUCCUUGUCCUUCGAGCCGCCAACGACAACGGAUAAUGCGGAGGAAACCCUCUGGUAAUGACAACGCUACUGACGUUGACGAACCGUGGACCAUGGGCGAUGUAGUACACUGCUGUCGCCCGAGCUUUCAUACACCUUCUCCGACCGUUCUGCGCAGUGAGCGUCGCUGGAUUUCAUAAAGUAAUCGCUCAGGCACGUCGUGCAAGCCGUGUACGUCACUUUCGCAGGAAAGAAAAAAAACAAAGGUGA